CCAGAGAAAUUAUAAUCCCUUUCUCAGAGUGCAGUGGUCUUAUCUUUUUCAGCAACCAAAAAUCAACUUCACAAACAUGGCAAUGCAUGCAUUUGGCAUCCUUUUGGGUGUUCUUUACUCUCUCUUGAGCUUUGUAUCCUCAGAUAUCAAUUUUGUAAAAUAUGGGUUUAGGCAAGCAGGCUUGAAAAUGGAUGGAGCUUCUUAUGUGAGGCCGAAUGGCAUACUUACCUUGAUAAAUGAUUCCCCCAAAAUCCUUGGCCAUGCAUUCUAUCCAUCUCCUUUGCCAUUCAAAUCUAGCAAAAACAAAUCCAUUGUUGCAACCUUUAGCACUACCUUUGUGUUUUCCAUUGUUCCCAAGUACCCAGAACUUGGUGCACAAGGCUUUGCAUUCGUCCUAAUAUCCACCAACAAACCAAAAGGGUGCCUCAUGAAUCAAUAUUUAGGCCUCCCAAAUGUGACAAGUAGUCUAGAAUUCUCAACCCGGUUCCUAGCCAUAGAGUUUGACGGGAUACAGAACCUUGAUCUUCAUGACAUGAAUGAUAAUCAUGUGGGGAUAGACAUAUCCAGCCUCGUCUCUAACAUAUCUAAGCCAGUGGCAUACUACUUGUCAGAUCACAGCAAGAACAUUUCUUUCAGUCUGAAGAGUGGAAAACCCAUUCAAGCAUGGGUUGAUUACAAUGAAGGAGAGAUGUUGAUGAAUGUUACAGUUUCUCCUUUUGGCAUGCCAAAGCCGUAUUUUCCUUUGAUAUCAUUUCCCAUAGACCUAUCCUUGGUGUUGAAUGACUACAUGUAUGCAGGUUUUUCUGCUUCCAAUGGUUUGCUGGUAGCUGAGCAUAAUAUACAUGGUUGGGGCUUUAAAAUCGGAGAAGCAGCACAAGAGCUAGAUAAAUCAGCUGUUCCACUUAUUGGGUCAAGUACUAGUACUUCUAGUAAGGUGGUGCACAAAAAAGACUUUGCAGUAGGUAUCACUUUAACAAGUGCAACUCUUUUUAUCUUGACAGUUAUAGGAGCUUUUCAUGUCCUGCGCAGAUUAAGAAAUGGGGACGAGAUAUUAGAAGAUUGGGAACUUGAAUUUGCCUCCCAUAAAUUUAAAUAUUCUGAGCUCCAUUCAGCUACAGGAAAGUUUGGGGAUAGCAACCUUAUUGGGUAUGGAGGAUUUGGUAAAGUCUACAGAGGAGUAAUCGCAAGCACAGGACUAGAAGUAGCUGUAAAGCGAGUUGCUCCUGAUUCAAGGCAGGGAAUCAGAGAAUUUGUUUCAGAAAUAACAAGCAUGGCACAACUAAAGCAUAGAAAUUUGGUGCAGUUACAUGGGUGGUGCAGGAAGAAGGAUGAACUCCUCAUUGUUUACAACUAUGUACCAAACGGGAGCCUAGACAAGCUUCUGUUUGAAAAUGAACAUCAAAAGAAGAAACUACUAACUUGGGAUCAAAGAUACAUGAUCAUUACUGGUGUUGCUCAAGGGCUGCUGUAUCUCCAUGAAGAAUGUGAACUGCAGGUUGUUCACAGAGAUGUAAAGCCAAGCAAUGUCCUUAUAGAUGAAGAUCUCCAACCAAAGCUUGGCGAUUUUGGUCUUGCAAGGACUUACGAGCAUGGAAUUAAUCCACAGACAACGAAUGUUGUGGGAACACUAGGGUACAUGGCCCCUGAGCUCACAAAGACUGGGAAAGCAAGAACAAGCACAGAUGUAUAUGGGUACGGCAUACUCAUUUUGGGGGUAGCAUGUGGAAGGAAGCCAAUAGAGCCACAGAAAAAUCCUGAGGAACUGAUAUUGGUAGACUGGGUUAGAGAACUACAUCACCAAGGGAAAAUCAGCAGGGCUAUUGACCCCAGUUUAGAUGAGUAUGACAAAGAUGAAGCUCGGCUUGUGCUUAGUCUUGGGUUGUUUUGUGCUCAUCCCAAUCCUGAUUACAGGCCUAGUAUGAGACGGAUUGUCCAGUUCCUUCUGGGAGAAACCAGCCUUCCUCCGCUUCCUCCUGACAUUCACUGUGAAGAUCCAACAGCAAUAAGAAAAUGCCCAAACAACUUUGCAGAUGAUUCAGGCUCUUCAAGUUCUAUGGUGUCUUCAUCAAAAUAUUGUAGUCUUACAUGCUUUGAUGAGGUGGUCUCAGCUACUGAAGCCACUGGGUUGUCUUCAUAGAUAUGGUUGUAAAUAACAAAGCAUAUUAAAGAACCACAUUGUUUUGGAUAAUGAUAUCUCUACUGAGGGAAAGCAAUCCCAAAUUGUGCUCAUUCUAUGAUUCUAUUAUCCAUGAUUUUUUUAUAUAUAUAAAUAUAGAAAACCACUCCCCUAUAUACCA
Molecule: messenger RNA, 2297 nt
Organism: Glycine soja
Lineage: Eukaryota; Viridiplantae; Streptophyta; Magnoliopsida; Fabales; Fabaceae
Product: L-type lectin-domain containing receptor kinase S.4-like
Exons: 1
Coding region: 77-2137 (686 amino acids)
Biological process (GO): protein phosphorylation
Cellular component (GO): plasma membrane
Molecular function (GO): protein kinase activity; ATP binding; carbohydrate binding
Source: RefSeq, a predicted model, not a curated record